Cladophialophora immunda is the source of this 858-nucleotide messenger RNA. RefSeq lists its product as uncharacterized. The coding region runs from base 1 to 858 and encodes 285 amino acids. NCBI's taxonomy places the organism in Eukaryota, Fungi, Ascomycota, Eurotiomycetes, Chaetothyriales, Herpotrichiellaceae. The record is from RefSeq and is a predicted model, not a curated record. The transcript has a single exon.
AUGACUACGGCCACAUCGGUACUCGAAUUUAGUGCUCCCGAAAAGUGCGGCCACUGCGCAGGUGGACAUGAAUCACGGGGGGCUGUCCUGUCAGGAGCGGUCGAUGAUUCAAGCCUGAAUGCGCGCUCUGCGGAGGAGACCAUACAACGUGAAACGCUGCCCGCCCAGCAUGACAAGAAAGAGAUGGCAACGAGUGGAGAGGGCAGAGCAAGCACGGAAAUCACUACUGGCGCCGACGCCACCUGGAAGAAAGCAUCAGCAACGAAUUCGCUCAACCAACCCGGGUCUACACCGCCCACGUCAAACUCGGACAACGCGAACGGACCGGCAGGGCUGAGCAAGGGCCCCAGCUGGUCUAGCAGUCAAACCCAUCAGGGAGUCACGAGUUCUCAGGCGCUCGAGACGGCAGCAACAAAGCAAUGCAGUGCAGCACCUCCCACCACGCACGUACGCAUCCCUCACCCUCGAAUCAACGGUGCCACCAUAGCAAACAGUGAACCAUAUAUCCGCUGUCUCUGCGACGGUGAUUGGCAGAGCCUCCUGAAACCUAGGAUUCUGCAGCUGACAACUCAUACUCACGAAUGUUACCACUGCCCAGGAGAAUUCCAUGGGCGUGCCGACGAACUCAGCUCCAGAACCUCGAUUUGUAUUGGGAAAGACACGAAAUCGCCGUGGAUCCAACGCCAGGAUAUCGACGAUACCAGAGGAGCCAGCGGUAUGCAGUGGUAUCCAUCACCGAGAGAAAUGUCGCGCUUGGAAAGAGAGAGAAACAAUGACGUACGAUGGCCUGUCACCCCGCCACGGAGGGGAUGCUGCUGUAAAGAAUAUGGAACGUAUUUACGACGACUGGGCCUGUGA